ACUGCCAGUGUCUCCAGCAGAAGGGCUCGUCGCGACGCAACGUCACCUCCUGCUUUCCCGGCUGAAAUGGGUCUCCUCGUCCUUCGUGUUGACGACGACGGAUCGGAAACGACGUAAAAAAGAGUGGCUGGGAAACAAGUCGAGCAUAGGUCGUGCCUAUUGAUGCGCAUGAUUAUCUAUAAUCAUGGACAACGUCCGCUCGCCGAUGGAUAACCUGUUCAACAUGCUGUCGGGCUUCAGCGCGGGUCACGAGAAAGCCCUGAAGCAGGGCAUCUACAACGCUGUCGCGCUCUUCUUCCUGUGCCUGGUCUUGUUAGCUGGCUAUGGCCUCUACAUCAUAAUGAGCCCCUUCAUCAAACCCCUCAUCUGGGCCCUGCUGUGCGGUUCCGUCCUGUUCCCCUUCAAGUACUCGUUGGCCACGACGGUGCAAUCCUGGUUCGCCCAGGUGGAAGCGUCCCAGACCCCCCUGAUCGUCAACGUCAGUCUGCUGCCCGUGCACAUCUUCGACAAUAUCUCGGAGAACCUGGGCUCCUUUUUGUGGACACGAGUCAAGUAUAUCGUUGGGGUUGUGUCCCUGGUGUUGGCGACCCUAGGUGUCUAUCAUUACACUCCCAAUGUCUUGACCUGCCUCGCCUGGAGGAUGUUUCAGGUGUUCACUGCCGUCUCUGGGUUCUUCAUCUUGACGUGCAACAUCUUCACGGUCUCUGCGAUACUCGUGGGAUACCUAACGAUACUGUACAUCUACUGGACGCCAUCAAACUCCAGCCAGUUUCGCUACAUGUCCUUUGUAAUCUGGUUCAUCAUCACCAUGUAUCUCUCGAGCAUGGCGGGGACUUAUCGAGUCCUGGUCUUUGCUGCUUUGCAAAUUCUAUGCGUCAUUGGAUUUAUUUACGAAGUGGUAUUGAUUAUGGAGAGUCAAGAGCUGAACGGUAGGCACUUGACGUUCUCGGAAGCUGCGCGUUUCGCCUUAACGAAUAAUUUAUUACCGAGUCCCCAGGAAGAAAUAUCCUCGGAGAGCGACAGGACGCAGACGAACGAUGAGAUUUUAGAGGAAGAGAAUCCCUCGGAUACGCCGCUUCGUCCCUCGGAGGAAGAGGCGAGGAAGUCAGCGAGAUUCCUAAAGUCAAUGUCUCUGGAUUCGUCCUCCGCGCGCAAGCCACGACCUGCUUGUAAUGUACAUUCUGUAACGCCAUUACGCAACCGUUAUUUGCUCGGCAAAAUAAAGGAGGACUUACGAAUGUCUCUAGAUAUGCAAGAUGACGAGGUCGAUACCGACAAGUAUAUGUAUGGAGCGUUGUACGCGUGUAUCGCUAUGCUUCUCUGGAAGCACAGGUGGAUCUCGCACAUCCUGGUAAUCCCGCUGGUGUAUUAUAUCGUCAAGCAGGUGGGUGGUUAUUUCGGUUUUCGGGAAAUGAUACGCAGACGCUGCGGCUCGACGAUACAAGCGGCUAGGUCGUGGUGCCUGGAACGACAUCAGGCUCUCAUACCCUCCAACAUCAGAGGCCUCUAUAAAGUGAGCAUUAUCCUGGACGAGAAGCUGAGGGAUGUUCUCAAGGCGUCCGUCAACGCGGUAGCGACCACCUCUGUGAUACUCGGGCUGAUCGUCUUCACCACUUGCGCAUCUAUUUUCAUAACGAUACAGGUUUACGCGGAAGGCUUGCACCUCGUUCAAGUGACCGGCGAAAUAUUGAAUUCCUCCUUGAUGAACAAUCCUGAUAUCGAUUGGGUCCCAGAGAAGUGGGAAGAAUCUGUCAAUAGCGUUCUAGAUAAUGCUUACACUUAUGGGCGAAGCGCCAUAUCCGAGGGAAUUCGAGGUCUUGUAAAAGACCUGGAACCGUCCAAGGCGGAGCAAAUGGAGAGGAAAGUCUUGGAGCUUUGGGAUCGUCUCUACCAAGCCUGGAUGAUGUCGAAUGCGGAUCCAAAUUUUGUAGGUCCUGUUGUAGACACUGUAUCUGCAGCCAACGCUUGGGAGAACUUCAAGGAGAGCUUUGGAAAAAUGCCUCUCCAUCUCUUCAACAUGACAAGCAUACAGAAUUUUGCCAAGGAAAAUAUUGGUAUUUUAAUGUCGGUGCUUGAUUCCAUCUGGAGCAUCGUCAAGGGCAAUAUGUCUGUGAUAUUGACAAUAUUUACAGAGCUGUUUUACAUCGUGCUCAUGAGUGGCUCGGCUGUAUUUAAUUUUGUACUCAGUACGGUAGUCUUUUUUACGACCCUAUUCUACUUGCUCAGUUCUAGUGGUAAAACUUACAAACCCAUCGAGUUGACGACAAUGUUCAGUCCCAUUAGUUGUCACAGCACAACGCACGUAGAAGGAUUCGCCAUCGCGCUGCAAGAGGCGGUAAUCGGGGUGUUCGCGGCGACCUUCAAGCUCGCCUCCUUCUUCGGCAUGUGGACGUGGUUCAUUCACAACUUAUUCCAAGUGAAGAUUGUCUACUUACCAUCGGCCCUCGCGACUAUGCUGGGCGCAGUCCCCUUUUUGGACGCGUACUUUGCUUGCAUUCCAGCUACGAUAGAGCUCUGGUUCACCCGCGGAUCAAUGAUCGCCAUCCUUUUCUUUCUCUUUCACUUUCUCCCGUGUAACAUAGUAGUGACGGAAUUCUACAAGGAGAUUAAAGGUGGUGGGCAUCCUUAUCUGACAGGUCUAUCGAUAGCAGGUGGAAUCUUCUGUUUAGGCGUGGAAGGAGCAAUCUUUGGCCCUUUGCUUUUAUGCUGCAUCAUGGUCGUCAUCAAUUUAAGCCGACGUUACUUGCAUUCGCCGGAGGAAGUUAUACUUCCAGCGUAUUCCAGGACACCAUGAUACGACUCGAAAUAACGGCUUUCGCUCU
Messenger RNA from Camponotus floridanus (Florida carpenter ant), 2822 nucleotides. RefSeq names its product transmembrane protein 245. NCBI's taxonomy places the organism in Eukaryota, Metazoa, Arthropoda, Insecta, Hymenoptera, Formicidae. Bases 185 to 2794 code for a protein of 869 amino acids. The record is from RefSeq and is a predicted model, not a curated record. The transcript is spliced from 9 exons.